UGUAAAAUUAUAAUAUGAGAGAGAGGUGAGAGGUUCUUUAAAAGUUGGUGGUGUUAAAAGUGAAUGAAGAGGAGUGUAGUAUUGGAAGCAGCUAGCUAGCACACUCUUUGGUUCAGUGAUGGCUUUCACACUAGACAGGUGUGAUGAUAACAUGGUGUUCACUAUGGAGUCUCAGAAGUCAGUGCCAGCUCCCUUCCUGACAAAGACAUACCAACUUGUUGAUGACCCUUGCACUGACCACAUUGUGUCUUGGGGUGAUGAUGAAACCACAUUUGUUGUGAGGAGGCCCCCAGAGUUUGCUAGAGAUCUUCUUCCCAACUAUUUCAAGCACAACAACUUCUCAAGCUUUGUUAGGCAACUAAACACCUAUGGUUUCAAGAAAGUAGCAGCUGAUAGGUGGGAGUUUGCAAAUGAAUACUUUAGAAAAGGAGCAAAGCACCUUCUAUGUGAAAUCCACAGGAGGAAAACCCCUCACCACUAUCAACAACACUACCACAUGCAUGACCAUCCACCAUCACAGCUUCUUCAGCCAGAAGAGAAUCUGUGUUGGAUUGAUGCUCCUCCUUUACCAUCUCCUAAACCAGGCACUGAUAUCCUCACAGCACUUUCUGAAGACAACCAAAGGCUGAGGAGAAAGAACUUCAUGCUCCUAUCAGAACUCACUCACAUGAAGAAUCUAUACAAUGACAUCAUAUAUUUCAUCCAAAACCAUGUGACUCCUGCUUCCUAUGAACAAAGAAGCAGCAGUGCUAUUUUGAAGCUGGUGGAAUUGGAUUCAUCACCUCAAUCACCAAAUGUUGUUGUUAGACCAGCUAAGGGUCAUGUUAUGGAAAAGUCUUUGAUGAUAAGUUCUAGUGAAGAGGCUAAUAGUUCUGUGAAGCUCUUUGGUGUUCCUCUUUGCGGCAAAAAGAGAGUGCACCCUGGUGACCUUGAUCAACAAUAGUCAGAAGUUCACAUGAUCAUUGUUAGUUAGUAUUGGACAUGUCUGAUUGAUUUUGUUGACAUUUGAAGAGAAGCAUGUAUAGAAGAGGCUUGUGUUCAGAUUAACUAGACUACUGUUGUUUCUUUAGAAUUUUCCAUUGGUUCAUAUGUUCCUCAAAAGAAAAAAAAAAAGUAGAGCAGUUGUUUUUGCUUAGUUUGGAGUCAAAACUCAAAAUUAAUUAAUAAUAGCUUGUU
Cajanus cajan (pigeon pea) is the source of this 1176-nucleotide messenger RNA. Its product is annotated as heat stress transcription factor B-4. Gene Ontology annotation, cellular component: nucleus. Gene Ontology annotation, molecular function: DNA-binding transcription factor activity; RNA polymerase II cis-regulatory region sequence-specific DNA binding. Lineage: Eukaryota; Viridiplantae; Streptophyta; Magnoliopsida; Fabales; Fabaceae. Gene Ontology annotation, biological process: regulation of transcription by RNA polymerase II. The record is from RefSeq and is a predicted model, not a curated record.